AUGUUUGGUGGCACAGAAGAAGACGUCAAAUCUAGGCUUGGCAAAGCUACUGAUGUUGUAAGCAGUAUCCUGAACUCAGGCGGUCCCCACACAGAGUGUGACUGCAGUGGUCGACAGUGUGAGUGGUUCGUGUUUGACCACGAGCUGGUCAUGCCCGAGUAUGUCAUCGACUUCGAGUACAUCACAAGGCAAAAGCCCAGAUCGCCAUUCUCAGUUAGCAGUGAAGGGACAGUGACCAGCAGCAGUACGACUACAGAGAACAAAGCCCAGCCUCAGCCCCAGCAGCCCUUCUUCCCUCAGGACCCGCAGGUGGAUGAUGAUGUCCUCCAGAUGAAGCCAGAGAUCACUCCAAGGCCAAGAUUGCUGGAGUUGACAGAAGAUCUUGUCUUGAAGAUGACCAAAGCUUCAUCCUUACCUGCAGUGACUAUGCUGAAUCUUCAUGCCAAGGGUCUACGCCGGCUCAAGAACUUGUCCUCUAUGCCGUCCCUCAAGAGGCUUGUGGUGAGCUUCAACGAACUCAACAAACUUGAGGAUGUCGCACACUUGACCAACUUGGAGUACCUGGAUGCCAGCUUCAACAAGCUGACUUCUCUGGAGGGUGUAAAGGGCUUGUCUCGCCUGAAGACUUUGGACAUCAGCUGGAAUGAGCUGAGUAACACCAGGGAUGACCUGUCCAUCCUACGUAAGCACACUCCCAACCUCACCUCACUGGACCUCAGGCAGAAUCCAUGGCAGAAGCCUGAUGACCUCAGAUUAAGGACCAUCGGCAGACUGAAGUCCCUGACCAAGCUAAAUGGUGUAACGGUGACAGAAGCAGAGGCAACGGCAGCACUGAGGCUGGCAGCAGGCUCCAGAAUAUCACAGGUGUCGUUACUAGCCCACUCCAGGACGGACGGGUUACGGCCGCGCAGCUUGAGUCUGGCGCCGUACGCACAGAUCCUGACCCAGGUCAGCAGGAACAAGCCUGACCGUGCUGGGGAACAGGACAGCUUCUGGUACAACAAGGUGACCACCUUGAACUUGGAUGGACAGCACAUCAGCAAGUUGUCCAACCUGGAGAAGCUGGAGAACUUGAGAUGGGCGUCCUUCAAUGACAACGACAUCACCCGCAUCGAGGGGCUGGACAGCUGUCAGCAGCUGGAGGAGCUCAGUCUGGAGGGGAACUGCCUGACUAGGUUGGAAGGUCUUUCCAAGCUUGUGAGGUUGAGAAGACUGUCCCUGGGCAGUAACAGAAUAGUGACCCUGGAUGGGGCGGGGCUGGACAAGCUAACCCAGCUGCAUUACCUGUCUGUGGAGAACAACAGAGUCAACUCCCUCCAUGGGCUACAGAAGGCCACGGCCCUGAUCGAGCUGUAUGUGGGCAACAACAACAUCUUUCUCUUAUGCCCAUUUCUAUGUUAUCUGACUGAUUUUUUUCUUUUUUUUUUGCAGGCACUUCCCAACUUUGUUAUCCUGGACCUGUUUGGGAACCCUGUAGCACAGCAGGCAGAGAACUACAGACUGUUCAUUGUGUACCAUCUCAAGUCACUCAAAGCCCUGGAUGGGGUAGCCAUUGAGUCUUCCGAAGGGGGCAUAGCCAAGGACACAUUUGGUGGCAGACUGACCCAGGACUUUGUGGCUGAGCACAUCGGCCAUGCCAACUUCCAUGAGCUGCGUGAGCUGGACCUGCCUCACCAGGCCAUCAGACAUGUGGACAUGGGCAAGGUGGACGUCUUCCAGAGCCUCAGAAGUGUGAAUCUGGAACACAAUAACUUGACUUCCUUCAGUGGACUCAUCUACCUGACCAAUCUCAGGGUGUUGUGUUUGAAUCACAACCACAUCGAGUCGGUGGUGGCCCGCCCUAAGGGCUCCCAGCACCUGAAGCCCACCCGAGUGACAGUGACUGCAGCUGGCAUCAGUGGCAUCCCCCGCCCAGGGGUGGAGCAGUACGCUCCGGAGAACUUCACUCCGCUCAUGGAGAAUCUGGAGGUCCUCCACCUGGGGUACAAUAACAUCUCCAACAUGGCAGCACUACAACUCACCAGGCUGACCGGCCUCAAGGCUCUCUUCCUCCAAGGUAAUGAGAUCACCAAGGUGGAGGGUCUAGAGGGGUUGCAGGACUUACGUGAGCUGGUGCUGGACAGGAACAAGAUCAAGGCUCUGGCGGAGGGCUCCUUCAUCAACCAGUGGAACCUGCAGGAGCUGCACAUGGAGGAGAACAGACUCAGGGACCUGUCACACCUGUCCUACCUGGAGAACCUGCAGAGACUUUACCUGGGCAUGAACAGACUACAGGAAAUCUCAGAGCUGGAGAAGCUGGAGGGUCUACCCAACCUGAUCGAGCUGUCAGUGGUGAGCAACCCUGUGUCUCGACGGCUGAUGCACCGCCCGAUGUUGGUAUACCGCAUGCCCCACCUCACCAUCAUUGAUGGGAUCCCAGUCAGUCCAGAGGAGAGGACUAAGGCAGAGAUCUACUUUAUGGAGCAGCAGCCAGCGAUGGUGAGCACGGGGGAGGGGAGCCUUCCAGGGAUCACACCGUACAGGGGACAGGUGCAGACGGGCCAUGGGAUGAUCAGGGUGACCAACGUGCAGCUGAACUCAGCGCCAGACAGGCACUGGAGCACCACCAUUAGCUACGGUACAGGCGGGCAGACCGAUCAUGAUGUACAGGAUAGCCUGAGAGGUCCGCCCCAGAGACGUAACUCGGACCGUAACAGUGGUGGUGGCAGCCGCGUGGAUGGUCACCAGAAUGCGCACCUCCCUGGAUCCCGCUCCCAGUACCCCUCUCACCAGGUCCCCUACAUCCCACAUAACCCUAGGAAGUAGACUCACAAUACACACACUGUGUUUCUUCUUCAGUUUAAUCUGUUAAACAGCCCUUACACAUUGCCCUUGGAAGGGUGACUGGCCUACCCGUAACCUUCUCCUUGCUACUUAAUCUCAUAACCAGUAUAAUUUUGAAGCCAAAAAACCUUAGCAGGGAGAAGGUUAAAGUAGUUGGCCCAAACCCUUAUAUUGUAACCUCAUUCCUUCAUCAGCAAAAUCUGUACCAAGCACUGAUCAAUAUACAAUGUACCAAUCUAUAUGAAACAAGAUAACAUACAGGGUGGAAAAGAUGUAAAAAAGCUAAGAAGUCUACCUUUAAGUUACUAAGGUAUUUAAGUAAAAGUAGAAUAGUAUGUAUAGAAUAUAAUGCUAAGCGAUAUACAAUGUACAAU
Messenger RNA from Branchiostoma floridae (Florida lancelet), 3197 nucleotides. RefSeq names its product leucine-rich repeat-containing protein 9-like. The transcript has 22 exons. The record is from RefSeq and is a predicted model, not a curated record. Lineage: Eukaryota; Metazoa; Chordata; Leptocardii; Amphioxiformes; Branchiostomatidae. Gene Ontology annotation, molecular function: protein binding. The coding region runs from base 1 to 2805 and encodes 934 amino acids.